This is a messenger RNA of Symbiodinium natans, 741 nucleotides long. The record is from the annotation of a GenBank genome assembly. NCBI's taxonomy places the organism in Eukaryota, Dinophyceae, Suessiales, Symbiodiniaceae.
AUGAAAGUCCUGAAUGAGUUGCCCGAAGGCACGAAUGUGGACAGGUAUAAGUUCCUUUCAACCAAAGUUGUCUACGAUUGGAGGCAUCGUGACAAUGAAUGGCAACGGCGAGGCCGGCUUGUGGCCCGAGAGUUCAAGUGGUUAGGUUCAACGGACAUCGCAAGUCUCUUCUCUCCAACGGGAGUGGCGAGCACAGUGAAGUUGCUCUCAGCAAUGUUCGUGUCGUCGAACGACCGCAUACUUGGAAGCAUCGAUGUCGGAGACGCCUACUUAAUGGUAGAGCAAGAAGAACCAACGGUCGUCGAGGUCGAUGGAAAGUACUACGAACUCGGAUUCACGUUGCCAGGACAGCGGAUAGGAUCAAGCGCGUGGUUCAACAAGUUGAAAGGAUACCUCGAAGAGUACGGAUACGCAACGAAGGAAGAGUUUCAGGAAUUGAUCGAAAUGAACGGCAAUGGCCGAACCGGCAAUGGCCGGCGGGUAAGCGAAGGAAAAUUGACAAAGAUCAUUCAAGCCGUCACCAUGGCUGUUCUUGUAGCCUUAGGUGAAGCGAAGAAGUUCGGCGAAGAAGAAGAAAAUGGAAAAGACGAAGGAUUAACGGUGUGCAUGAGAGCUUUGAUUGUGUUAAUAGGAUGCGUAUGUUGCUACUUGAUUCCCGUCGCAGCCGUUUUGCGGAUCAAGCGUUUGAAAGUAGAAGGGAAAAGAAGAAGAGAAGGAAUGGCUGAAGAGGCCCAUUCCGAA